This is a messenger RNA of Ectocarpus siliculosus, 3423 nucleotides long. The record is from the annotation of a GenBank genome assembly. Lineage: Eukaryota; Phaeophyceae; Ectocarpales; Ectocarpaceae.
AUGGAAGGAGGCAAGAACGGCAGCGUCUUCGACAGAGCCUCGCUUCGCGGCAGGGGGGAGGACCUCCUCGUCAUCGUCCUGAAGCGCAGCAGCCGGGCCCAAAGCACGGAGUGGCUCCGGUUCCCCAGGGUGCUCUCCCCGGACGCCAAGUGCCUGCUGCAGAAGAGGGAGCAGUGCUGCGAGAUCCGCCGCAAGGGCGAGGACAUCCUCGAGUUCGUCAUGGCGCGGGCGUCGGACGAGCAGUGGUGCAGGUGGCUGCGCUUGCCGUUGGAGCACGCCGUGGAGGCCGGCAAGGGGUGGUUGGUCGAGCCGCUGCUUGCGGCCGGAGCGGGGCUCGCCGGCGCCGUCGGCGGCGGCGGCCGAAGAGAAGGCGGAGGGAAGGGAGCGGGUACCGCGGCGGUGGCGGUGCCGGGGCCUGGCAAGCCCAGCUGUAGCGGCGGCGGUUGCAGCGGCGGUUGCAGCGGCGGUGGGUCCGCCCCGCCUUCCCCGUCACAGGAAUCCCCCUCUGUUUCUACACCGGCGUCCUCGUCGUGCGGCCACACGCCCCACCGCACCCCCGUCAAACAACAAGCGGGUUUGGAUUUCGCGUGGGCCUGCAGCGCUCCUUCCACGCCGCCGUCGUGCUCUACCGGGCCGCCUUCUAUUCGGCCGGAUGGAGGCGAGCCGUCAGCUUCGUCCGGCUGCAGCAGGAACUUCGGGAGCCAAGCACCACCGUCCUCUCCGCGGUGCGGUUCCCCAGGAGCCAGCAGCUCCCCGUCUCCAUCUUCUUCCGGUUCCACCUCCUCGAAUGGGUCCGACCACGCGUCGUCGCAUUCCCCCACGGCCGCCGCCAUCGCCAGCGUAACCAGCGACCCCCUGUGCCUGCACCGCGCGACCAUGGCUCGCGACGCGGGCCUCAUGCGCGAGCUCUUGGCCGCCGGAGUCGACCGGAACGCGGUCGACCUCUGGGACUGCACGGCCUUGCACCGCGCGGCCGAGCAGGAGCGGUCCGCGGAGCACGUGCGGCUUCUCCUGGCCGCGGGGCUAAACGUGCGGGCGCGGGAUAUGGAGGGUUACUCGCCGCUCCAUUUCGCAGCCGCCCGCGGCGCCGAGACCGCGGUCGUGGACCUUCUCGCUGCCGGGUCCUGCCUAUCGGACCGCGGCAACAACGGCGACAGCCCGCUGCAUAGCGCGGUCCGGUUCCUGUCCCUCCCGACCGUGCGCAUCCUGCUGGACUCGGACGCGGACGAGGCGGCCAAGAACAACGACGGUCAAACGCCGAGGGAAGUGACCGGCGUGCACCCGGACGGCCGGCCGCUGGAGAACCAGCCCGGCCCGGUCGUGCCGCGUAAGAUCGUGGCCCUGCUCGAUGCCGCCGUGCUGCGGCGCAAGUGGAAGCGGCGCGGGUGGCUCGUCAUGCUCCGGGCCAGGGCCCAGAGGCAGGCGGCUCUCGAGCUGGUCGAGGCCGCGAGGACCGGCUGCGUGGUGAUCGUACGAAAAGAGGACGAGGGCGUCGCCGCGGGGGGCAGUGAUGCCGAAGCCAGACCGUGUGAGAGCGGGGCUGAUGGCGGUGGCGAACCGGAGAAGAGCGAACCGGAGAAGGGGUGUGGUGGUGGUGGUGAUCGUGAUGGGUGUGGUGGUGGAGUGGCAGUGCCAGAGCGAAACCAGUCGGAAUUUUAUCAUCUCGUGGGGCAAACGACUCUUCUGACCGAGGAGGGCGUGUUCCAGAAGGUCGUGCAGUUUUUGUGAAAGCUAAGGUGAGAAAGAGACGCGCCGGCGCGUUCGUUUUUUUUUCUGGUGCUCUGCUGUACCGCUGCUGUGUGUGUUGUACGGGGAAGGGAGAAAUGCUGUCGGUACAUGUCGAUAGCUCGCUCGCUGCCUCUCCACAGGUUUUACCCGGAUAGGCGUGCUGGUAUAGAAGGAAACCAGGCCGGAGAGGUGUAGCACGAACAUAACGUACCAUAUAGUAUCUGCUGGAGAGAGACAGGAUCCGCACCCGCAAAUAAUGCCAUUGCGAUCGAGCCAAGUUUGAUAUUUUCUCCAUUCCUUCCUUCCGCACUGCCGCCGCUGCCGGUCUUGUUGCCGACGUCGCCCCCGUCUCCCCUGUUUGCUCUUCCGUGUUGACCUUAUUUCUAAACCGAUUAACGCGUGAGCCAGAGGCCUGGAGCCAGCGAGGAGGGCGUUGGGAGCGAAAAGCUGAAGGACGGCGACGACGAGUUGUUGUCGUGUCUUGGUUUCGCUCAUCAAGUCCUCAAAAGGGUAGAAUUUUCGAGCCAUCGUGCUCCCCUUGUGUAUUUGUUUUCUUGUUUCAUCGGGCUUUCGAUUGCUCGAUCGUUCCCGAGGUGUCGCUGCCAAGAGCAGCGAGCGUUGGCGUUAUGUUGCCUGUUUCUUCCGCGUUUGGUGGCACACCCGUCGCGAUUUUGACGGCACAACAACACUGGCACGGGGCGGGGGUGUUAUCUAUCGUCCCCCGACCUGGCGGACCACGAAUUAUCUUCGAGCAAUCUCAUGGGGUGAAUGAUUGACUCGUUGAUUUGCUUGGAUCAUUCUUGUUGUCAUUUUCGGGUCGAUUUUAUCCCCACCCCUCUUCUCGGUAUCUAUAGUAGGAUAUUUUAUUGUCGGACACAAAGCCAAGCGGUGAUUAUUGUAUUGCCUUAUUUUCGGACCAGCUUUGCUUUGGUGGCAGGAAGGGAGCCUAUUUUUGUUCGACAAUCAGGAACAAAGGACGGGCCAGGACACCACGUGUGCAGACGUGGCAGUUGAUGAGGACAGGAGGGGUCACAGCAGGCUCGAAAGCCUGCCAAAUGGGGGGGGGUGAGGUUGUUCGACGUGGAAAGAGCCGUUCGAGCAUGACUCGCAGCCUAACGUUGGAAACGACAUGGAAGUGGCAGCGUACAGGAGAUUUAGUGACUUCAAGGGCGCGGGGGGGGGGAGUUGUGUACAGGGGCAGGCGGGGUAUUGGCGGGGGGCUAGUGCGCAUCGCUUGUGUAAGGUUGGUUUGGUUCGCAAAUGCUAAACCGAAGCGCUCUGUAUUUUGCCGUGAGAGGCUGUCGUGGGCGAGGGGAGGGGGCGACGUGUUUGAAGUCGUCGGAGGGUGGUUGUUUGGCUUUUUGCUGUCAGCGCAUUGAGAGUUGAUCUGAAUCAGGGCGCAUCUGGUUGAUGGUAAGAGUCUACAAAAUGUUAAAACUCAAAAGCGACUUGCAGAAGAGCGAACACAGGAGACAACGGAGUGUCUAUCCGCGGCAGCUGUAACAUUAUUCUUUUUUUCACAACGCAAAGACAAAACAUAACAUAACAAGAGCGUUGACAACUCAAUCUAUGAGCAACCCGUUUGUGAAGCAGGCGGCUUUCUUUGCGGUGGGCAGUUUUCAAUCUGUGAUCUAUCUAUCUCGUGUGGUGUAUCGGUUUCGACCAUUCAUCCAUCGGGUUGCGGAUUAUUUGAUU